UCCCACACUCACUCAAAUACAAGAACAAGUGUUAGAACCUUAAAACAACACAAAAUGCAGAACCUUUUGUUCUUGAUGUUGUUCUUCUUCUUCUUCUGCAAUGCUAGUUCUAACAACAGAAGCAGAAGAAUCUUGCAUGAACCCUUUGUACCAUUGGAAGCACACCCACCCACUGAGCCACCAAAGCCACCACCUUCUUCUAACACCACUGCAAUCCAAAAGCAAAACCCAAAGCACCCUUCCUCCACUGCAACAGCCACCGCCUCCACCACUACCACCACCACCACCACCACUACCACAACUACACCAAAUGAUUCACCGUUUUUCCCAAACUACCCUUCACAGCCACCACCACCACCACAAUCAUUCACAGGCUUUGCUUCCUUCCCAGCUAACAUUUCCUCACUCAUUCUUCCACAUUCUCCAACUCCUACUCACUCCAAUUCCAAGCUUCUCCCCGUUGCUCUCUCCGCCGUCGCAUGCGCGGUCGUCGCCGCCGCCGUCUCUGCAUUUUUCUAUCUUCGACGCCGUCGCCGGAACCGUGGCCCCGGAGAGAACAAGGAUGUCAGUCCCGACGGUGGUCGCCGGCGGGAAACCGCCACGAAGCACCGGCAGUCUCCUACCGCUGCUGGCUCCGAGUUUCUCUACCUCGGCACCGUCGUCAAUUCGCGCCGGAUCGAAGGAGGCGGUAGCGGCGGCGGAGAUGUCAGAGAUAAUAGAGGCUCCGUGAGUCGGAAAUUGGAGUCGCCGGAGCUCCGGCCACUUCCGCCGCUAGUAAGGCAGAUUUCGGCGCCGCCGGUGGUGACGGCAGCGCAAGAAGAGGCGGAGAAUGAGGAGGAAGAGGAAUCGGAGGUGUUUUACUCGCCGAGAGGUUCGUCGUUAGGAGGGCAAGAGAGCUCCGGUGGAACCGGGUCGGGUUCCCGGCGAGCGUUGUCUGCAAUCGCCGGGGAUAGUUUCGACGAAUUGAGCUCGUGUUCGGUUUCUUCCUCGAAUUCUGGGUCCCCGGAGCGGUGUCACUCAAUCAGCAUCUCCUCGCCGGCACAUCUUUCGCCGUCGUUGUCGCCGCCACCACAGCAACAGAAACAAAUCGUGACAUCGGUUUUGUCACCUACAUUAUCACCAAUGCACAACCAACACAUUAAUUCUUUAUGUUCUUCUUAUUCUUCUUCUUCGCUUUGUUCUUCAGCAUGUGCAACACCAGAGAGAGGUUUUGUUGAAGAAGAAGAAGAAGAUACUCAUGGUAAUGCUGUUACUGAAUCUCCUUUACUUUCGCCACUUUCAUUGCCACCUAAUAGAGCUCUGGAGGAGAAAACCCUAAUUGCAAAUUUGGACUCAUCUUCUUCAUCACCACAAAAGAGGGUCUCGGAAACAUACGAAGCUGCAUCACCAAGGAAUUCUAAUGUCUCCAAUGGAAGUAGAAACUCUUCCUCAUCAUCAGCAUCAGCAAGGGUUUCUAAUGGUUCCAAUGGAAGUAGAAAAUCUUUGUCACGAUCAGCAUCGUUAGAUAGGGUUUUGAAGACUAGUGAAUUUGCAUCAUUGGCCUCGUCUAGGAUUUCUAGUUCUUCCAAUGCAAGCAGAAAAUCUAAAUCAUCAUCAUCACAAGAGAGGAUCUCGGAGACUAAUGAAGUUGAAACUGCAACUGCAAUUGCAUCUGCAUUACCAUUGACAUCACCUCCAAGGCUAUCUAAUGUUUCUUCCAAUGGAAGUGCAAAGUUUAUGGCAUCAUCACCAUUGUCUUCGGCUUUCUCUCUGCCUUCUUCUCCGGAGAAGGCAAGGAGUCAUAACGGUUUUGAUCAGUCUCCGAGAAUGUCCAGUGUCUCAGACCAGUUUAGGCAACCGGGUUUGUCUUCAGUGCCAUUGUCACCAUCUCUGCUUUCAUCACCAGAGACAGAAAGAGGGUUUAAUUUCAGUAGCAGUUUCAAUUCAACUGAAUCAGCAUCAGUUGCUAAUAGUGCUUCACAGAGGAAGCAUUGGGAGAUACCUGCAUUGUCAGCAACAACAAAAAAUCCAUUUGGUCGAUCAGGAUCCAUUGGUAGUGUUUUGGAUCAAAUUGUAGCUGUUCCGGUUACUCAUCCACCACCUGUGCCUCCUCCGAGGAAACAAUGGGCGAUACCCAGUAUCACAACACCACUUGCUCCGCCUCCUCCGCCACCUCCUCCUCCACCUGCAGCUACACUGCAGCAGCGGCAGCGGAAGCAGUGGGAGGUGCCAUCUCCCACAACACCUGUUGGUCAAUCUGUAUCGAGGCCACCAGAGUUGAGACCUCCUUCCAGGCCUUUUGUGUUGCAGAACACAACAUUGGUUUCCCCUAUUGAUCUGACCCCAAGUUCUCAGGGUUCGGCUGAAGCUGAAGAGGCUGCGAAGCCAAAGUUGAAACCCUUGCACUGGGACAAAGUAAGGUCAAGCUCUGAUCGUGAAAUGGUGUGGGAUCAGUUGAAGUCAAGCUCUUUCAAAUUGAAUGAGGAAAUGAUUGAAACAUUGUUUGUAGCAAACAUGCCAAACUCGAAACCAAUGGAUUCUACUUCAUGCACAGUUCGUCCCCAUUCAAGCCAGGAGGAGAAAGUACUUGAUCCUAAAAAGUCCCAAAACAUUGCAAUCUUGCUGAGAGCACUUAAUGUCACUAUAGAAGAAGUGUGUGAAGCACUUUUAGAAGGUAGUGCUGAUACACUUGGAGCAGAACUACUUGAAAGCUUGUUAAAAAUGGCUCCGAGUAAGGAAGAAGAGCGUAAAUUGAAGGAAUACAAUGAUGACUCACCAACCAAGCUUGGUCCAGCUGAGAAAUUCUUGAAGGCAUUGCUUGAUGUACCUUUUGCAUUUAAAAGGGUGGAAGCAAUGCUUUACAUAGUCAAUUUUGACUCUGAAGUCGAGUAUCUUAGGAAAUCCUUUCAAGCUCUAGAGGCUGCCUGUGAAGAGCUGCGAAGUAGUAGAAUGUUCUUGAAGCUUCUCGAGGCUGUGCUUAAAACUGGGAACCGCAUGAAUGUGGGGACAGACCGAGGUGAUGCGCAGGCCUUUAAACUUGACACACUUCUCAAGCUGGCCGAUGUCAAAGGUGCAGAUGGAAAAACGACGCUACUGCACUUUGUCGUCCAAGAGAUCAUAAGAACUGAAGGUGCUCGUCUCUCCAGUACUAACCAAACCCCAAACUCUUCCUUGGCCGAAGAUGUUGCGUUCCGGAGGCUUGGCCUGCAAGUAGUAUCUAGUCUGAGUUCAGAGCUAGCAAGUGUCAAGAAGGCUGCUACCAUGGAUUCUGAGGUUCUCAGCAAUGAUGCCGCCAAGCUCUCCAAAGGGAUUGCAAACAUUGCAGAGGUUGUACAAUUGAACGAAAAAGCUGGGUCAAAUGAGAAGUUUACAGAAUCAAUGAACAAGUUCAUUAGAAUGGCUGAGGAAGAAAUUCUGAAGAUUCAAGCCCAAGAAAGUGUUGCUAUGACCCUUGUGAAGGAAAUCACAGAGUAUUUUCAUGGUGACUUGGCAAAGGAAGAAGCUCAUCCAUUCAGAAUCUUCAUGGUUGUAAGAGACUUUCUUGCAGUUCUUGACCGUGUAUGCAGAGAAGUUGGUAUGAUAAAUGAGAGAACCAUGGUUAGUUCAGCACAUAGAUUCCCUGUACCAGUUAACCCAAUGCUUCCACAACCAGUUAACCCAAUGCUUUCACAACCCCUUCCUGGAUUGCAUGGAAGCAGACAGAAUAGUGACUCUUCAGAUGAUGAUACUCCAUCAUCUUAGUUAAUGUGAGUUCUUGGGCUUUGUAUGUUCUUGCCCAAAAUGUUGCAAUUUUUUUCUAGUUAAAAUUGUAAAAACAUCACUGUACAAGAUUUGAGGGUUUUCCUUUAUUGGGGUGAAAAUCCCUAUAUGGAUAGGAUAUGUAUGAUAAGGUUGUUGUAA
Arachis stenosperma is the source of this 3879-nucleotide messenger RNA. Its product is annotated as formin-like protein 1. Gene Ontology annotation, molecular function: actin filament binding. Lineage: Eukaryota; Viridiplantae; Streptophyta; Magnoliopsida; Fabales; Fabaceae. The transcript has 4 exons. The record is from RefSeq and is a predicted model, not a curated record. Bases 55 to 3720 code for a protein of 1221 amino acids. Gene Ontology annotation, biological process: actin cytoskeleton organization; actin nucleation.